Spodoptera frugiperda (fall armyworm) is the source of this 2680-nucleotide messenger RNA. RefSeq lists its product as uncharacterized. NCBI's taxonomy places the organism in Eukaryota, Metazoa, Arthropoda, Insecta, Lepidoptera, Noctuidae. Gene Ontology annotation, molecular function: odorant binding; olfactory receptor activity. Gene Ontology annotation, cellular component: plasma membrane. The record is from RefSeq and is a predicted model, not a curated record. Gene Ontology annotation, biological process: sensory perception of smell; detection of chemical stimulus involved in sensory perception of smell. The transcript is spliced from 14 exons. Bases 1 to 2463 code for a protein of 820 amino acids.
AUGGAGACCACCACGACCUCGUACACUCACAGUAAAACCACAAACUUCUUUUAUAAGAUCAACUUCAUCGUGUACAUCUUUGGCCUACCAAACUUUUGGAUAGAAGACCUCAAGUUAUCCAAAAGAUUCGUCAAAUUCUACGACAAGUUCUCUAUGUUUAAUAACACCUUGAUAUUUUUGCUGAUCAUUUUUGAGUUAUGUUCAUAUUUCACGCAGAGUGACGACCAGUUGACGGAGCAACAGCAGUCGAAUCGACUUAUUUACGCUAUAUCUCAUCCGAUGCUGUUCAUGUUCCGGGUGAUGAUGACCAGCAUCAAGGAGAGAGUGCGGCUGGUGAUGUACAGCCUCAACGUAGGUCUGAAGAGGGUGCACAACGACCUUGAAGUAGAGAAGCAGAUGAUAGCGUGCACCUUCAUGUACCUAUCUGCUCUGUUGCUGAGUUGUCUGAUGUCGAUGCUCAUGUACGCUGCUCAAGGUUUCGGGGAGGUCUUUCGACGCGGUAAAACGUUUACGACUAUAGUAACUGCGUACCCGAGUGUCGAGGAUGACUCUGACAUGGCCAACGUAGUCAGAGCCAUCUGCUUCAUAAUCUGGUGGAUCUUCCUAACCAGGAUCUACGCAGUCUACAUGCUGGUCAUCUCCCUGACCACCUGCCUCAGUUACCAGUACAAAAAUCUCCAGAGUUACUUCGUCAGCCUCAAUGAUAUCUUCGAGAGGAGUGAUCUCAGUCAGACAGAGAAGGAAGAACAGUAUGAGGCUGGGUUUAUAGUUGGGAUAAAGCUUCAUGCGGAUACGUUAAGAUGUACCCAGCUGACUCAGUCUGUCUGCCGCGGGGUAUUCAGUGGCCAGAUCAUCUUCAAUAUCUUACUCCUAGUAGUGCUCAUGGCACAAAUGGCGAAUUCGGAGCGUACUCUCGUGAACUUAUGCUCAGCGGGUUUUACUGCGUGUGCAGUGCUCAUCAGCACUGGCUUCUACAUGUGGAACGCUGGAGACGUCACUGUAGAGGCGUCACACCUGGGCACAGCUGUAUAUUUCUCUGGCUGGUAUCAUUGUCAAGGGCCGUCUUCAGUUCGCAUCCGAAAGCUUGUGGUUUUCACCAUGUCACAAGCACAGCGACCUGUUGUUCUCAAAGGCCUGGGAUACAUCGACCUUUCGUAUCAGUCAUAUAUUAGAAUCGUGAAGUCGUCAUACUCUGUGUUUUCAUCACAGACGAGACUUUCUACCCAACCUGUAUCAAAAAGACAUUUUCUAGCCAUGGAGGACUUUUCUGGGUCAUACAAGCAAACAAAAACGACGGAAUUUCUAAUCAAUCUCAAUAAAUUCGUUUUCAUAUUCGGCCUACCCAACUAUUGGGUGGAAAACCUGGACUUUCCAGACACUUUCACGAAAAUUUUAACCGUGCUGGGGGUUUGCGGAAACUGGUCAGGUAUCAUUAUGAUAUUAUCUGAGUACGGAGCGAUUUGCACACAGAAGAACUUGUCUGAACGCCAGAAAUCUGAUCUUAUGCUGUUCAUCAUAUCUCACACUAUAAUCACUGGAUUCCAAAUUCGUAUAAGUCACCAACAAGUUCAGAUAAGAAACGUGAUGUACAAAUUGGGCAUUAAACUGAAGGCGGUGCACAAUGACGGGGAGGCUGAACAGAGCAUGAUCACGAGGUCCAAGUUCUUCUCUUUGGCACUGAUGUUCAACUGCGUUAUGUCUGUCAUCAUGUACACGAUUGAGGGGGUUCUGAGAGUAAUACGCACAGGAGACACAUUCAACACCGUCAUAACAGCGUGGCCCGAUGUCCACGACAGGUCGGUGCUAAGCAAUAUCGGGAGGACAAUAAUCUACCUCACAUGGUGGAUCUACCUGACGCGUAUAUUCUCAGUCUACUCCCUAGUCAUCUGCCUGACCAUAGCCAUCAGUCAUCAGUUCAAGAACCUAAAAAGCUAUUUCUAUAGCCUCAGUAAGAUCUUUGAUAAUGAUACCUUAACGCAGACGGAGAAAGAGCAGGAAUAUGAGAGAGCUUUCAAAGUUGGUAUCAACAUGCAUUCGGAGACGUUGAAGUGCACAGAAGAAAUCCAAACAAUAUGCCGAGAAGUGUUUAGCGGUCAGAUCAUAUUCAAUCUCACGCUACUGAUUGUGUUAAUGUAUCAAAUGAUGAAUUCUCCCCGUAGCUUUGCCAAUGUAUUGACAUUAGGACUGACGGCGCUGACAAUCCUGUUCAGCACCGGCUUCUUCAUGUGGAACGCUGGUGAUAUCACUGUCGAGGCUGAAGGCGUCCCGGUGGCUAUGUUCAGCUCUGGAUGGGAGAACUGCUACCACGAGUCCUCAGUGCGCGUCAGGAAGCUGAUCGUCAUCUCCAUGGCACAGGCACAGGAACCCGUGGCACUAACUGGCCUGGGCAUCAUAGCGCUGUCCUACCAGUCCUACGUGUCUAUCGUGAAGUCAUCGUAUUCAGUAUUUUCCGUACUCUAUUAAACAAUCCUUUUGCAAUAUAUGUAACUAAUGACUUAUUUAAAGUUAUUUGCUUUAUCGCACUACAGUAACUUGGUUGCAAAUUAAAUAAAUAAUUUUGUGUUUUCCCUGACGGGGCCAUAUUUUAUUUAUUUAGUUAUUUAACUUUUUGCAACUUUAUGUAUGUACAAUGGUGGGCUUAAUGCCAUAGGCAUUCUUGCCAUGUCUAAAAGUUAUCGCA